Molecule: messenger RNA, 6031 nt
Organism: Lutzomyia longipalpis
Lineage: Eukaryota; Metazoa; Arthropoda; Insecta; Diptera; Psychodidae
Product: Kv channel-interacting protein 1-like
Exons: 7
Coding region: 2134-3000 (288 amino acids)
Molecular function (GO): calcium ion binding
Source: RefSeq, a predicted model, not a curated record
AGUCGUUUUCAUGAGCCUGGAUGGAUGUGACGUGAACCAUUGAGUGUGUUGUACGGAAAAUUCUACGUGUAGACUCAAUCGCAGGGCUAAAGGCGGUGAAACAACACUAUACACAGCCAAUGGAACCCCCUAAAGAGUCCUUGUGAAAUUUUCCAUUGAAAAUUGUGAACUUUACACAUAUUUUUCCUUUUGUAUGUAUCACGAAAUAAAUUGUCAGAGUUCUGUAUCAAUUUUAAUUAACCCCAAAUGAGUUUUCUCAAUUUUCUUUUGGCAAAUUGAGCGUGAAAACAAUUCCUUUUUGCUGGUAAAACAUUCACUAUUUUAUUUAAUGCUCAUUAUUAAGUGCUGUAAUUUACCAUAUAAAGUGCUUAUUUAUUAUAUUAGGGAAGUUUUAAUCUCAAUUUUAUUGCAUUCCACAUAAAAGGAACAACAAUUUCACUGUGAUUGUCAUUCGCAAAUUUUCCCUUUUCGUGACUGACAGUGCGUGGUGAGAAAAUUGCGUGCAGUAGGAAAUUAUUGUAAACAAUUUACAAAUUUUGUAACAAAAAAAAAUCAAUACAAAAUUAAUGGGGAGAUUUUUUGUGGGUGGCUGAGUAAAAUUUAUAAAAUACAACAUGCUGAAACUGCUGAAUCACUUUACAAUCUAAAAAAGUUGUAGCAAUUCCUCUUCAAAUAAUUGCAUUUGCCACAGAAACACCCAAUUUCCUGGCUAUAUAUCGGGAGAGGGUUUUUUUUUACUAUAAGUGCAAAUAGUGCUGUCAAGUGCAUAUGGGACUCUUUUUCGGUUACGAAUAGUGCAGAAAGUGAAAAGUGGUUUAGGGGGAAAAAGUGAAUCCAACAGCGGAAAUGAACUGACAACUUGGACAAAAAACCAUGAACCAUGAUAAAAUGAUUGACAGCACCGCACAGAUUUGCACAUAUUCACACAAUACGAAUUAUUAACAUCAUCCACCCAGUUGGUGUGUGGCUCUAAUAAAUAACUCAGCUGAUUACAUUUGGCAUUAAAAAAAGAAGAGAAAAACUUGUGAAAUCAAAUACCCAAGCAAUGCUCAUCAAUCCACCUACUUCAUCUCAAUCGAUGCCCAAAUGAGCUGAAGAUUUUGGCAUCAGUCAGCCAAUAUAAAAGAUUGCUACCAUAUGCUUACAUUUGUGAGAGGAUCUAAGUUAGAGUCCUCCAUAGACCACUUGGCUAUAUUAUGUAGUACUCGGUAUAGUUGGAGUGGGUGGAGGUGAGACAUAAAAAAAAAUUCGCGCGAACAGACUGAGAAUCACAACACCCGACACUUUCACUGCCGCAAUCAAUAAGGAGGCAGGCACUCAUCAAAUUUUCAUCGAUUACAUGUAGAUAAAUUUAUAUUUUGGGACUGUGGUAUACGCGCGUGGAAGCUACACUCUGUACAGAAAGCACCUACAUACAACAUCGUGGGAUUAUAAUGUUGAUGCUGAGAAGAUUUGGAGCAUUUGUGUGGUGCUAGAAUGUGAGUGUAUAUUAUAUUUUGAAAUUGCUCCAUUGCGAUACGCGAUGUGGCUUCCAUUGUAUCACAGAAGGCAGCGAAUCGACUCGAAUUCACAGAAUUUACAAUAAAAUUCACUUGUUGGCAUCAACACACAUAUAUAUAGAAGCAGCCGGUAAUACGUCCAAAUCGCACCGAGCGCAAUGCUGUGAAGCUUUAAUUCCGCCAACUGAAGAAAGGGGCAUUGGGUAUAGAGCACUCACAACGAGGAAGUCUAGUGGUCAUCACAGUCCGGCAUAGUUGAGUGCCUUCAGUUUUGUCUGGGUCUUCAAUCUCCUAACAAGCACACACAUUCGGGGUCCUCACUGUGAUGGGGCACCAAAGGAAGUUAAUGUGAGCCACUGUACCCGUUCGUAGUAAAUUUACAAUGGUGUGACACAUUGCUACUGGUCGGGAACAAUUAGCUGACGCUGAACGUUAGUUACAUACAUAUAUAUGUGAUUUUGUGAGUGUUGCAGCUGAAGCUGUGCGCUGGUGCAAUUUGCCCAAAAUUUGGAUACUCUUUGCCUUUCGAUUUUUGUGCGUGGGGAAAAUGUUUCGGUGUUGGGUGGUGGAAAUUGUGUAGUGUGGGCUCCUGGCUGCCGGGAGGGGCCCCAAAACCCCUCGAUAUGCCAAGAGCAUGGCCGGCCCGCAGGCACAGCAAGCGAGUGCGUCACGGGCGGCACAGCCGUUGCUCAAUCAAAAUAACCAAGUGCACACAGCGGAUGAUGGCCUGGAGUUGGUCACCCGCGAUAAUAUCCAUAGGCACCACGUGGAGAUCGCGGUGGAAGAUGACGAUAUCAGCGAAGGUUCUAAGCGUGUUCGCCACAAGCACCGUCCGCUCUAUAGGCGUCUCUUUAGCUACAUCAGGAAUGCCUGGACGGGGGUCAACUUUUCCUCGGGAAAUGAUUCAGAACUAGAAGAAUUGGAAACACCACCACGAUAUCGUCCAGAUUCACUAAGUGCCCUAUGCAGAGCAACACGUUUUUCCGAAGCAGAAAUUAAACGAAUUUAUCGUGGUUUCAAGGCUGAAUGUCCAACUGGAGUGGUCCGAGAAGAUACCUUCAAGGUUAUCUAUUCACAAUUUUUCCCUCAGGGAGCAAAUAGUGGGCAGUAUGCGCAUUAUGUUUUCAAUACGUUGGACCAAGACCGAAGUGGAAUAGUUAGUUUUGAGGAAUUUGUGCAGGGAUUGUCAAUACUGUCACGGGGUUCUCUUGAGGAAAAGCUACGAUGGACAUUUUCUUUGUACGACAUAAAUGGGGAUGGAUUUAUAACCAGAGAAGAAAUGACUGAUAUUGCAACUGCCAUUUACGAUCUUGCUGGCCAUAUACCAAGUGAUCCAAUAGCUGCACUGGAGGAGGAGAAGAUUAGAGAAAAAGUAGACCGAAUUUUUCAGAAAAUGGACACAAAUAGUGAUGGAGUGAUCACGUUGGAUGAAUUUUUGGAUUGUUGUCAGAAUGAUGAAGCCAUUUCACGAUCAAUGGCCGUUUUUGAUACUUCCUUCUGACCCGAAGCCAGCCCAUCUGCAGGCGAUGGAGCUGCGGCCUCGGUAUCUGCAUCAUGCCUCAGUAGUACGGUGCGAAAAUCGCCUGCACUAUCCAGCACUUGCAAUUCUGUCCACUUCCAAGAACCACCACCGCGACGCCAUAGUGUCUCAUAUCAGAGCCAACAACCGCGACCAAAUCUAACGCGACGUGCACAGACCCCAAUGGAUCAACUACUAGCCCCCCAGCGUUUGCAACCGCCGGAUUCUCCGUCCCUCGUGCGGGUCAGGGCGUGGUAUACAGUGGAAAAGCGAGAUGUUUCACGUUGUUCCUCAGUUAGUGCUGGAAUUUACAAUUAAAAUUUGUUAGGCCCAGGCAAAAGAAAACUUUUAUGACGCUUCUAAUCGAAAACUUUGCGAAAAUUUAAAUGAAAUUAAAAAAAAAAGUGGCGCCAAAGAAUCCUCCGUGGAGGCAAAAUGUGACAAAUUUGGUGAAAUUUUGAAUUUAAAAUGCAAACAUACGAUACAAAUUAAUUAAAGAAAAAAUACGGCAUAUCCAUGAAACUGUUAAAUAAAAUUUAAAUAUUAGGUUUACCUACAGUUUAUAUACCAUGUAUACACAUACAUAGUUUUUUAUGCUCAAUGUUAAAGGUGGGUAAGAACAAUUGAUAACAAUACAAUAUGCCCGAGUUCUUUAAGCAAAAAAUUAUGAUUUUUAAUGCAGACUAAAAAAUGAAUAAUAUCCUUUGGAAAUACCGUACAUAAGAUAUUUAUUUUUAUUCGUGAAUUUUCUGCAAAACAAUUCUCAUCGUUGAAAUUAGUUUGAGGACCAUUUCAUUAGAAAGAAGUGCUAGAUAGUUAAAAUUCACAUAAAAGGAAAAUUUCCGUACAAAAGCUAUCUUACAUUGUUACAAAUAUUAUCUCAAAUUAGCACGAGAUUUUUUUUUUCAAUCACAGAUUUCAAUUUAAUAGAAUUUGGUGUCGAAUUGUAAAUUAAAUAAAAAAUAGUAGGUAUACUAAACUAAUAUAGCUCAGUUCCCAUAAUUACAGGGUAUUUUAUCUAUAUUUAUUUCUCAGAUUCAUGGAUAAUUACUGUACUUGAUACAUAAUAAAAAAAUACUUAUGAUGCUCUCCUAUGAGACACAAAUAGAUUAAUAAACUUUGAAGAAAAAAAAUUGAUAAUGUUCAGUAAAAAAAACUAUGAUCGUGAUUAAAGUGUGUAUGUGUAGAAAAUGAAUGUUGAGAUAUUAAUGUGUUUUAUGAUAUUUUGUAAAUUAUAGGGGAUAAAUUGUAAGAAAUUGACAUUAAAAUCACAUUAUAGAAUUACGAAUGCGAUACAAGGAAAGUAACAUUUCAAAUUCAUAGUUAUAUAUACAUAAAAUUCUUUUAGGACAAAAUCAAUUGAAAAAAAAAUAUUAAACUUGUUAAAAAAUGAAUAUAAAAUGUGUUUAAAUGUUAAAACAAAGUAAGAAAUUAUAGAAAAAACGUUUAUGGAACAAAUAUUAUGCAUUAAACUUAAAGAAGAUCCACUGAAAGAUGAUUAUUUGUAAACACAGGGGAAUGCAACUUUAACUUGCAUAAAUCAUGAUUAGAUAAAUUGCUCUCCAAUAAUGUUCAUGAUACAUAAGCAAAUUGGCUUAAUGCUAUCACAUAAAAUAGAAAUUGAUUAUAUUGUUGCCCUGGAAAGUUCCGUCAAAACUAAAACAUCAUAAUGUACGAUGAAUUCAUGCAAUACUAUACUUACUUUAAAUUUUGAAAUUUAACAAAAUAAAUAAUAAUAAAAUUUAUUUAUUAACAUUCCACGACGAAAAUAUUCAUCCUUACAUAGCUUUUUUGUAUGUAGUUACGUAAAAAAAAUGUCUUUUUUGUUCUUUUAUAACGUUUAGAAAUUUAAAUAAAAUACAAUAUUAUGUUGUUUAUGUGUCUAUAUAAAAAUAUAUUUAAUUUGUUUUAAAUGUUUAAAAAUUAAAGAGAAAAUUUUAUAGCAAAGACUUUGAGCACUUACUAACUAAAGCGGACUUUUAUUGCAAAUUUAUUAAAUAAAAGCUGUUAAAGGGGCUCUUAAAGAGCUUUUUUAAUGCACUACACUAAGUUGGUAUAGUAUUGCAGAGAACCAUUAAUUAUUUCUACUUCAUUAAAGAGAUUUUUUGCAUUUUAGUUUUUGUAUGAAAAUGUUAUUUAACUAUUCAAUACUCUAUUGUUUUUUCAUAUUAUUUUAAUUUCUACCAACUUUUUCAAAUCUACAAAGAAAAACUCUAAAAUAUGAAAAAGCUUUUAAAAUUGGGAAAAAUGAAUAAAGGAAAAUGUUCAGGUAAAUGGAAUAAGGUUUAAAAAAGCAUAUCCUCAGCCAACUUGCUUUUGGGAUCUAUAUACCUAAAUUGUUAAGAAAGAUGUGCGCGCUACGAGACAAUAUUUUGAUAAAAUCCUUGUGUUGAGGAAAAAUUGUAUUGUUGGAAUAAUAUUGUAGGACAAUGAAAAUUAGAAUGGUUAACGGUGUGAAAUGUUUCCGUGGGGUAUAACUAAAAAUCUAAAGGUCUACUAGUAAAUAUAAAAAAUUGAUAAAAUAGUUCCCUAAAAAACUCACAGCAGAAGAAAUGAACAUUUUUCCCCUUAAGAAAUACCCCCAUAUAUUUAUUUAUUGAUUUUGAAAAAAAAACUACAUAAUCUAUAUCUAAAUAAAAUACUUAUAUAUUUAUAAGUUUAUGAAAAAAAAUAUCAUGAAAUAUUUUAUAUGAAAAUAUUAAUGUGAAGAAUAUGAAUAAAACAAUUAAGUAAAGAAACUUGGAUAUUCUCCAAAAAAACUCAAUGAUAAAUUGUGUACACAUAUUUUGGAUUUAGCAGCCCCGAUCAAAAGAAAUGUAGCUUUAACUUGAAAAUGAAAAAUAUAUAGAAUAAUGUAGGUGUAAUUACAAUUAGGAUGUUCUCGAUGACACGUACAUACAUAUUUGCCAAAAAGAAAAUUUAACUGAGAAGAUAAAUUGUAAAAUGCGUAAGAAACAUUUUAUAUUCAUUUUGACUUUGUAUUUUAUUGCUUAAAUAUAAUCAUAACGGUACA